Molecule: messenger RNA, 1482 nt
Organism: Chrysoperla carnea
Lineage: Eukaryota; Metazoa; Arthropoda; Insecta; Neuroptera; Chrysopidae
Product: tubulin alpha-8 chain-like
Exons: 1
Coding region: 115-1467 (450 amino acids)
Biological process (GO): mitotic cell cycle; microtubule cytoskeleton organization
Cellular component (GO): cytoplasm; microtubule
Molecular function (GO): GTP binding; structural constituent of cytoskeleton
Source: RefSeq, a predicted model, not a curated record
AAAGUAUGGUGCUUUUGAGGGGUAAUUAAAUUAUACACCGCAAAUUAUUAAGGAUUUAUAGAAAAUUUCGAUUUCGUUAAAAUUUUAUAUAGUGUAGAUAAAUUACAGUUCAGUAUGCCUGAAAUUUUAUCGUUGCAUAUUGGGCAAGCUGGCCUCCAAAUUGGCAACGCAUGUUGGGAAUUAUUUUGCUUAGAACAUGGAAUCAAUCCAAAUGGGCAGCUACAAACCGAAACGGCUUAUAAUGAUGAUAAUUUUAAAGCAUUUUUUACGGAAUCUGCAUCUGGAAUGUUUGUUCCACGAGCUGUUUUUGUUGAUCUAGAGCCUACAGUGAUAGACGAGAUUCGUGUUGGACCAUACAAAAGACUGUAUAGUCCCGAUCAAUUAAUUUCGGGUAAAGAAGAUGCUGCUAAUAAUUAUGCACGUGGACAUUACACGGUGGGUAAAAGUGUAUGCCAUGCUGUGGUCGAUAGAAUUCGACAUGCCGCCGAUAAUUGUGAAGCUCUACAAGGAUUUCUAAUAUUCCAUUGUUUUGGUGGUGGAACAGGUUCUGGAUUUACAUCUUUAUUAAUGGAGCACCUAACUCGUGAUUAUGGGAAAAAAAUUUCAAAACUAGAAGUAUCUGUUUAUCCUGCUCCAUCUGUAUCCACAGCUGUAGUUGAACCAUAUAAUUCCAUAUUAAAUACGCAUGCUACUAUGGAACAUGGAGAUUGUUCAUUUUUGGUUGAUAAUGAAGCGAUUUAUGAUAUUUGUCGUAAAAAUUUAGAUAUUGAACGCCCAACUUAUUUAAAUUUAAAUCGAUUAAUUGCCCAAGUAGUCUCUGCCAUAACUGCUUCGUUACGAUUUGAUGGUGCAUUAAAAGUCGAUUGUUCCGAUUUCCAAACAAAUUUAGUGCCAUAUCCUCGAAUACAUUAUCCAUUGGUUACGUACGCACCGAUUGUUUCAUGUGAAAAAGCUUAUCAUGAGCUAAAUACAUGUACGGAUAUCACGAGUGCAUGCUUUGAGCCGACCAAUCAAAUGGUAAAAUGUGAUACAAAACUUGGAAAAUAUAUGGCUUGUUGUAUGCUGUAUCGUGGCGAUGUCACACCAAAAGAUGUUAAUUCAGCCAUAGCGUUAAUUAAAUCCAAACGUUCCAUACAAUUCGUAGAUUGGUGCCCUACAGGCUUCAAGGUUGGGUUAAAUUUUCAACCACCCACUGUAGUUCCUGGAGGUGAUCUUGCUCGUGUUCAACGUGCGUUAUGUAUGAUGGCAAAUACAACAGCUAUAGCGGAAGCUUGGGCGCGAUUAGACUACAAAUUUGAUUUGAUGUAUGCCAAACGUGCGUUUAUACAUUGGUAUGUAGGCGAAGGUAUGGAAGAAGGUGAAUUCUCCGAUGCUCGAGAAGAUUUAGCUACGUUGGAAAAAGAUUAUGAUGAAGUUGGACAAGAUACUAAAGUUGACGAACUAGAAGAAAACCUGGAUCAACUUUAAAUUGUGAAAUAAAUU